Chondrus crispus (carragheen) is the source of this 108-nucleotide messenger RNA. RefSeq lists its product as hypothetical. The transcript has a single exon. The coding region runs from base 1 to 108 and encodes 35 amino acids. The record is from RefSeq and is a predicted model, not a curated record. NCBI's taxonomy places the organism in Eukaryota, Rhodophyta, Florideophyceae, Gigartinales, Gigartinaceae.
AUGCCCGCCGCCCCACGCUCGCGUCUUGUAAACGUCGUCGUCGCACCUCGUGCGCUUCCUAGCUUCGACCUACCUAGCUUCGACCUACCUAGCUUCCAACCUACCUAG